Molecule: messenger RNA, 3063 nt
Organism: Acipenser ruthenus (sterlet)
Lineage: Eukaryota; Metazoa; Chordata; Actinopteri; Acipenseriformes; Acipenseridae
Product: interleukin-10 receptor subunit beta-like
Exons: 7
Coding region: 132-1175 (347 amino acids)
Molecular function (GO): protein binding
Source: RefSeq, a predicted model, not a curated record
CGUUUUCCCAGAAAGCUCCGCCCACUGUCAAAGGAGUACGUUCGGGUAAAAGGACAGUACAAGGAUUUCAACAUUAUUUAGCAGCUACGUAACCACAGAUAAACUCACGUACAGCAACAGAAUCAAAUAACAUGGAUACAGACUUCUUAAGCUGCCUUUUGACAAGCAUCAUUAUAUUCCCAGGCUUAGUGCUUGGAACUGUGCCGGAACCAAAACAUGUAACAGUUUCUUCAGUGAACUUGGGUGCCGUUCUUCAGUGGGAUCCUGUCACCUCUGAAGACAAUAUCACCUACACAGCAGAGUUUGCAAGAGCAUACAAUGAAAACCAUUACAUCGAAGUGUGUCAAAAUAUCAGAGACACAAAAUGUGAUUUCACUGGAAACAUCUCUGCUUUUGGCAUAUUCCACUUCCGUGUGAAGUCUGUUCAGCAGGGCAAUGCAUCCCAGUGGGUUUAUGUGAAGACUUUUACACCAGACCAAGACACACGUAUCGGGCCUCCCUCGGAUGUGAAGUUAAAAUCCAGAUCUGGGUUUCUGGAUAUCAACAUUUCAGAUCCGCCGAUGAAAAUGAAAGACAUGACUUUACGUAACACUUUUGUUCACGUUUCAUAUUUGGUUAGUUACUGGAAAAACACGUCAAGGGAGGAGGUCAAGACCAUUAGAAGUGAGCAAACAUUCUUAGUCCUGGAAAACCUGGAACCCUGGAGUACAUACUGUGUUCAGGUUCAGAUAUCUGUUUCAUUCAACACUGCGGAGACCAGUAGACCAGUCUGCGAGAGUACCAGUGAGGGUAAGACUCCUGGAUGGAUGAUUGCUGUCAUCCUGAUUUGCAGUUUGGUAGCAGUUGCUGCUGUCAUACUUUUCCUCUUCUUUGUUGGAUUCUAUACUUACAAAACAGUGCACUUUUUCUUUCCUUCCUGCAAGCUCCCAGAGCACUACAAAGAGCUGCUGACAAUAACUCCCAAUUCCUUUGCAUUCCUGGACAUACAAAACAACAAAGAGCUGGAUGAGAUCUGCGAUGAGAUCAGCAUUGUAUUGGAGCAGCCAGCAUCUCCCAUUGAGGCCAUGAAGACAGAGCAGGACAGCAAGGAAACCCUGGAAGAACAGCCACUAGUGGAGGGGGAAGACGAUCCAGAAUUGAGAAAGGACAUACCACACUAUGGGAAUUUGAGUUAGCCUUUUUGUCUGGAUUACCAAUGCUCUAUCCUGAUAUUUAUCACCUUGAGUUGGUUAUACCAUUGUGUUUUUUAGUGGUCUUUUUCAUGGAUAUAUGUACGAAAGACCUGUCUACCAUUCAACCAUAUUGGCAAGUGAUUCUUUACUCCAGUGAAGUGGGAUCGGACUACUGUAGCUUCCUUUGUCUGUAGAGUAUUAUUUUAUACCAAAGAUUUUCUAAUUCAUCUGUAUGUGGUGCAUGACAUAGCUUUUUACAGACAUGGAAACUUUCAUAUCUGGCAGUGCUGCCAGCACCAUACCACCUCCCAAUGUCUCCAUGUCCCAUAUCAGUUAUGACCACACAGCCAACUUGUAUAAUUGCUGUACAAUUUUCUCAGUGAUGCUUGAAUUCAGUUUAAUAUGUUUUUUUUUAAACUGAACACAAACUGAAUGGGCUAAACAUUACACAGAACAAUAAUUAAACUGCUCUGUUAAGUUGUUUAUUUCUAGUUUUAUACUGGUAACAAUUGUUUUAUUUAUCUUUAAAAGUCUUUCAGCUGAUACUGUACUGUUGCCAAAAAAAAUGACUGAGGUAAUUCUACCAUUUGUUUUUUAUGUACAUCCUAUGGAAUCUUGCCACAUUUUUUUUCAAAGAAAAAGAGGAACUUGAUAGAGCAGUUUUACCUAAUAAAAUGAACAUUCUGCAACAUGGAAGCAGGCGCAAGUCUCAGAGCUUACAAAGAGUUUCUUAAAUGUUUUUUUUUUUAAUGUCUAUACAGGUUUCUUCAUAUCCUCAAGUUGUUAUAUUCCCAGCUGAGGCAGAAUGGCGAAAUACUCAAAAUUGACCCUAUUCAGAGCAUUUGUAACAUCAAAAACAAAACUGAAAAGUCCUGCUUCUGAUAAUUUCCAAAACUGCUAUUUGCCUGAAAACUGACAACACUGAGGCAGCAAAGACAUGUACAGAUAAGGGAAGUGCAAGUUUAAACCUGUAUUCUCAAUAGGAGGAGCUAUGAAGCUAGGCUUACAAAAAGGUCUCUAGCUCAGUGGGGUUCAUUCUUGUUUGUUAUUUGUCUUUCUUAUUUGUUGCUUACACAUAAACAGACCUCACACAGAAAAAUAAUUUAGUUACCAUAAUUUCUCAUCAGCGGCAGUAAUUGUAACAUACAGUUCCCCACUCUUUUUAAUUAACUGCCUAUUUACCGUAAAUACUGCUCAUGCCCCCUAUAAAAAUACAAUAAGAUAAAAGAGAAAAUAUACAUUUACAGUGCCCUACUAUUGGGAGGCUGUCAUAAUAAUUGCACAUACAGCAAUCUACCCAUUAAAAAACUAUAGGAAUUGUAUUUCAAUCCCAUUGCACUGAAGCAAGGCUCCAGUAUACAAAACAAGCUUGGGGUUUCUCAGUAUUUAAACACUAAGCAACGCAAAACCAAAACAGCAUUUGCUCCAGUGCAGUUUGCACCAUUUGAAAUAAAACAAAGAAUUAGCAUAUGAAUACAAAAUAUAAGUAAACAAGUCAUAUUUCUCCAAAAGGAAUAAACAGCUAAUGCUUAACGACGGUAUCAAAUGACUCGCUCCAAAUGAUGCAUCUGCGCAAGUGCUAGUCAGAGCUUCCGUUUCCCUUUAGACCAUGUCUUGACAACUACAAUUGCAAGUAUUUAUUUAAAGUAUUUUUUGUAUAUCCUCCCAAUUUAAAAAUGUCAUUAUGUUUGCUUUAUAAUGGUUUUUCGUUUUAUAUUUUCAUUUAGUUUUAUUUGUUUUAUAUGUUGCAUUUCGUUUAAUUUCAUGCUAUUUCGGAUUUGCGAAAAACACAGGGCUCUAUUUAUAGUCCUUUAUGAAGCUAAUUCUGUUUUAUUAUACUGUAUGUCUCUAUUUUAUGUAUACUGUACUAGCAAUAAAAAGUAAAUAUUAA